CAUUUUCUCCCGCCUUAUCAGGACCACUCGACGAUAAGACGGAUCAACGCAUGUAGAGAGGCAUGGAUCGCGCGAGCAGUGAGCAGCGAUGUGUCAUUGGUGGCGGAUGAUCGUGGAUCAUCGAAGGAGACUAUGACUUGGAGGUCCUGGUCCCACCAUGCAGACUCCACUCCUCCUCGUCACCCUCGCGGUGCUCGCGAUGCACAUCCACCCGUCUGGUGGCUCGGAGUGUCAGUCGAAAGGCGAGGAUCAAGAUCCUCUCCUCUUGCCGGAGUUCAUGAGGAAUCCCCCUCUGCAGAGGCCCCCUCGGCUCCCCCGCACCUUACACUUCGCCGUCAUCGGACCCAAUUCCUCGACGCACAAGUACAAUCUGCUGAACGUGGUACCUGCGAUCGAAAUGGCUCGUCGGAGGAUCUAUGACCGACAACUUCUUCCGGGACUCGACAUCAAAAUCCUUUCUAAGGACUCCGAAUGCCAAAGUGUUUAUUCUGGUCUCGCUUCCUUCUACUUCUACUAUGAAAACACCGCAGACGUGUUCUUCGGGCCCAUAUGCGACGACUACACGCUGGCACCCGUGGCGCGCUACGCGGCGAAGUGGAACAUCCCCGUCCUCACCCCCGGCGGCCAGGCCCCCGGCUUCACGUGCAAACGGGACUACGAACUCCUCACCCGCAUGCUCGGCUCCUACAGUCAAGUCGGCGAGUUCUUCCGCCACGUCACGUCGCGAUGGAACUGGAAGACCCUCUCCCUCGUCUACGAGAACACGGCCACGUCCGGGAAUUCCCCCUGCUAUUUCAUGAUGGAAGCCGUGUUCAAAGCCCUGGGGAAGGUCCCUCACCACAGGCAGAUCUACCCCACCACAGAGUCGAAGCAUGUGCUCCUCAACGUCACCCAGGAGGCCCGAAGUAAGGACCCGUCCGAUUCCUCCUCGAGACCCGGGAGUAACCCAGAAGUAAUCACGACGUCACGAUCGGAUUAA
This is a messenger RNA of Darwinula stevensoni, 979 nucleotides long. NCBI's taxonomy places the organism in Eukaryota, Metazoa, Arthropoda, Ostracoda, Podocopida, Darwinulidae. The record is from the annotation of a GenBank genome assembly.